AGUAAGUUUGUAUUCAUUUUGUCUUCCUUUAAGAAGAAACGACAGUCACGGCAACUUUAAACUUUGAGUUUGCUGACUGAAGACAGGCUCCUCCGGAUCUGGGCCAUGGAUGAAGAGUUGACGCCUUUGGACUGCCUGCUGCCCUCAGGCACACAGAAGAUUUGUCUGAUCCUUCUGAACCAGCCUCUAGAUAAAGACUACCUACACAUCCUGUGGGGUAAAGCUCUCCUUAAGGCCUGCGCUGAUGGAGCUGCCAAUCAUCUUCAUACCAUCACUGCUGGAGACAGAGACAGUUUCCUGCCAGACUAUAUCAGUGGGGAUUUUGAUUCCAUUACUGCAGAGGUAAAAGCUUUUUAUGCAGACAAGGGAUGCAGGCUGAUCGAAACGGCUGACCAGGAUCUAACGGACUUCACCAAGUGUUUGGCCAUCAUGUUGAAGGAGAUUCAGGAAGAGCAGUUAAAGGUGGACGCCAUCGUGACGCUGGGUGGUCUCGCUGGAAGAUUUGACCAAACAAUGGCAUCGGUUGAGACGCUCCACCAUGCCCUUUCUAUGACUCAACUCCCCGUGUUGAUCAUUCAGGGCACUAGCCUGGUGUGUCUACUCAGACCUCAGGGCAGCCACAGUCUGGAGGUAAACACAGGCCUGGAGGGGGAGUGGUGCAGCCUUAUUCCCGUAGGUGGACCCUGCAAGACAGUCACCACGGGACUCAAAUGGAACCUGAAUAAUCAAGUCCUGCAGUUUGGGAAGCUGGUGAGCACCUCUAACACCUUUGAGCCCGUUGCUCCUGGAGACCCCAGGAAGCCCGUAACCGUGACCACAGAUCAGCCUCUACUGUGGAGCAUGGGCAUCCGUAAGAAUGGGGAUGACACAGAGUAGAUUUUGUACUGACAUCUGUAUUUGACACAUGGAUAUUCUACAACUCAGUGAAGACAAACUGACUUGUUCUGAUGAUUUCACAUGCAGUAUUACAUGGAAAUACCAUUUCUGUUUUCAUGAAUAUUUGCUUAUCUAAUGGCCAAGCUUUAGUGGACCAUGAAAACUGACCAAAAAAGCUGCAUGUUGUUUUAAACAUUUGCCAACUUGUUUUAUUUUUACAUUUUAUUUUUUAAGAACUACUGUAAAACUUCUGCAGUCUAUUCUGUGUGGACGUUUUACAGUUUGAACAGUUUUACUGCUACAAUAAUUAAUCCAUGAAGACGUAUCUGAUACUGACUGGAGAAUCUUAGGUCUUACUCUACACUCCCUUCUGGUUCUUCUCAUGACUGUAUGAUGUUGAUGUAUGAUGUAAGUUUAUUAUGACAACUUACGAGGACUGAGAUGACAGCACACUGCAGUGUGAUCUGUUAAGAUAUAUGCU
This is a messenger RNA of Sphaeramia orbicularis (orbiculate cardinalfish), 1357 nucleotides long. It is a transcript of the gene tpk1, whose product is annotated as thiamin pyrophosphokinase 1. The coding region runs from base 106 to 876 and encodes 256 amino acids. The record is from RefSeq and is a predicted model, not a curated record. Gene Ontology annotation, biological process: thiamine diphosphate biosynthetic process; thiamine metabolic process. Gene Ontology annotation, molecular function: thiamine diphosphokinase activity; ATP binding; thiamine binding. NCBI's taxonomy places the organism in Eukaryota, Metazoa, Chordata, Actinopteri, Kurtiformes, Apogonidae. The transcript is spliced from 9 exons.